AUGAGUUCUUGGGAUCAAGCAACAAUUAAUUUAAAUACUAGAAGCAAAGGAUGUUACCUUGUUACAGAAGAAAUCAUCAGUAAAUUACCUCAAAUAAAAAAUUAUGAAAUAGGAUCUUUAAAUUUAUUUUUAAAACAUACAUCAGCAGGUAUUACAUUAAAUGAAAAUUUCGAUGAUGAUGUUCAAACAGAUAUGGAAUCUAUUUUAGAUAGAAUAGUACCACAAAGGAAAGAUUAUUUACAUUCUUCAGAAGGUGAUUAUGAUAUGCCUUCUCAUGCUUUUAGUUCAAUUAUUGGAGUUAGUUUGAAUAUACCAAUAACUAAUGGAAGAUUAGCUUUAGGUACUUGGCAAGGGAUUUGGUUAGUUGAAGGUAGAAUAGAAAAGCAUAAUAGAAAAAUUGUUGCAACAAUAAAUGGACAAAAGAAAUGA
Lodderomyces pseudojiufengensis is the source of this 429-nucleotide messenger RNA. RefSeq lists its product as uncharacterized. The coding region runs from base 1 to 429 and encodes 142 amino acids. The record is from RefSeq and is a predicted model, not a curated record. Lineage: Eukaryota; Fungi; Ascomycota; Pichiomycetes; Serinales; Debaryomycetaceae. The transcript has a single exon.